AUGGUCCGUCAACACGAUACCGAUUCGCUCGAUCUGAAAAAGAGCCCCUCACUCGACUUUGAGAGCUCUUUCCCAUGUGUUGAUGUUUCUUUACAAGACGGGAUUGAAGACACCUAUCUUCAGGCCAUGGAUAGGCCCCCAUCCAUUCGCCCCUUAUCUUACCGAUCAGGUUCAUUCGUCAUGGACCAUGAGUCAGACUGGCGUGCGUGGCUCUGUGUCUUUGGCUCAUUCCUCUUUCUGGUUUGCUCAGCUGGUUUGAACGGCUCCAUCGGCACAAUCCAGUCAUACUUCAGUGACAACCAACUCAAAAACAACACCAACAGCCAAAUCGGCUGGAUCAUCGGUGUAUACCUAUUCCUCGCCUGCGUUCCCAGUUUCCUCUACGGCUCUCUUCUCGAUCGUUACGGCCCUCGACUCCUAAGCGCAAUCGGAGGUAUUCUCUCGAUCGCCACUUUUCUCAUAAUGGGGCAGUGCAAAACAUACUGGCAGUUCAUGGUUUGUUUCGGUGUCUUUGGCAGUAUCGGCACUGGUAUCAACUGCACUGUUGCUAUUGGAGUGGUGGGAAAGUUAUUCGUUCGUCGACGAGGCUUCGCUAUGGGCAUUGCUGUUACGGGAGCUUCCCUUGGUGCUACCAUCUUUCCAAUUAUUCUUCACUCGACCUUUGAGCAUCUUGGUUGGACUUGGUCAAUGAGGAUCGUGGCGAUAGUUAUUGCCUCCUCGACGAGUGUUGGAUUCCUUUGUUUUCUGCCCUUCGAACGUCUUGUCUUGGGCACCGACAACUAUGACCCGUAUGCAAAUACAGGUUCCGUAUUUGAUCUCUCGGCAUGGAAGAGCUCCAGCUUCUUUUUCGUGGCUUUCAGCAUGCUCCUGAUGGAGUUUGUCAACUGUGGCAUAGCCGGUCUGCUCCCAGCUAUAUCAACCAGCGCUGGUUUCACUGCCAAGGACGGAUUCAUCCUUCUUUCGGUCAUAGGCGGAACCUCAUGUGUCAGCCGCUUAAUCAUGGGCCGUUCAAGCGAUCGCAUUGGAGGAAUGAACGCAAUGGUCAUCACAAUGGUGCUCAUGGUCGUUCUGAUAUCCACCAUUUUCUUCCCUUUUACUACAUCCGGCCGCCCCUUUUUCUACGCAUUCGCAGCACUUUGGGGCCUCCUCUCAGGAUCUUUCUAUACAAUGGCUCCAAUUUGCGUCGGCAAAACAUGCGCUGCCAGGGAUUAUGCGAGAUAUUAUGGCUCUACCAACUUGCUUGUAGGAGUGUCGCUUCUUAUCGCCAAUCCCUUGAGUGCCCUCAUGUUGGAGAAGGCGGGCGCAAAGCCUCUGGCGUUCCUCUAUCUUGGUGUUACCCUUGCUGCAUUGGUGUCGAUUGCGGUAGCUCGUGGACUUGUUAUGGGGAACUUCCUUGUUCUGAUGAGGAAAAUUUAG
Messenger RNA from Fusarium fujikuroi IMI 58289, 1416 nucleotides. RefSeq names its product related to monocarboxylate transporter 2. The transcript is spliced from 3 exons. Gene Ontology annotation, cellular component: fungal-type vacuole membrane. Gene Ontology annotation, molecular function: transmembrane transporter activity. NCBI's taxonomy places the organism in Eukaryota, Fungi, Ascomycota, Sordariomycetes, Hypocreales, Nectriaceae. Bases 1 to 1416 code for a protein of 471 amino acids. Gene Ontology annotation, biological process: transmembrane transport. The record is from RefSeq and is a predicted model, not a curated record.